Scutellospora calospora is the source of this 648-nucleotide messenger RNA. The record is from the annotation of a GenBank genome assembly. Lineage: Eukaryota; Fungi; Glomeromycota; Glomeromycetes; Diversisporales; Gigasporaceae.
AUGGCUACAGUAAAAGAAUUAAAAUCGUUAUUAUUAUUAAAAAGUAUUAAACAAAUCAAAGAAGGUAUUAAUGAUUUAAUAGAAUUAAAUGAAGAUGAACUAUCAGAAAAUAUUGAAACAGAAACUGAAGAAGAAUCUUACGAUGAUUCAGAUUCUGAAGAAUCAGAAGAAUUAGUUAAAAAAGAAAUUGAAGCAGCAUGUAAGAAAUAUAAGAAAAAAAUUCAAACUUUGUUGAAUAAUAAUAGUUUUGAAUGUAGAAGUUAUGAAAAUGAAGAAGAGAUAUUUUAUUCUGAUCGUGACAAAUAUCUUGUUGCUGAUUUUGAAGAUUUUAAAAUUUUUAUUUGUUGCAAAUUUAGAGAUUAUAAUAAUAUAGGUUUUAAUGAUGUUGAAAGAAUAAGUGGGUUUAUGAAAAGUUAUCACAAAGAAGAUACUGGUGUUAUAGUAACAAACCAAAAUUAUUCAGAAAAUGCGUAUGAUCAAGCAUAUAAAAUGAAAAUUUUAGUAUGUCAAACACAAAAUUUACUAGAAAAAAUUAAAAAAGAAAUAGAACGUAAAAAACAAAAAUUAUCAGAAGGUCAAAAAGAACCAAAAGAAAUAAUCGUAGAAUUAAUUGAAGAAAUCAUUGAUAAUAAUAUAGAUAAAGAAUAG